Molecule: messenger RNA, 1176 nt
Organism: Fomitiporia mediterranea MF3/22
Lineage: Eukaryota; Fungi; Basidiomycota; Agaricomycetes; Hymenochaetales; Hymenochaetaceae
Product: aromatic compound dioxygenase
Exons: 8
Coding region: 77-1063 (328 amino acids)
Biological process (GO): catechol-containing compound metabolic process
Molecular function (GO): catechol 1,2-dioxygenase activity; ferric iron binding
Source: RefSeq, a predicted model, not a curated record
GUUUGGUGCUCUGUUCAAGUUCAAAAAUUCAUUCUGUCUUCAAGCCUUAUUACUUGCUUAACAUUUCCAAUUGACAAUGACGGACACGAGUAAAGUGACGAAGGCAGAGAGCAAUGGGAUUCCGCCCCCGCCUUUCGAACUGCCUCUCCCGGAUAGACCUGAAAUCAUCACUGCGAACAUGUUCAAGUUGAAUACGCUUGCGACCUCGCCACGCUUGAAAUUCUUGAUGGACAAACUCGUUGAGCAUAUGCAUGGUUUUAUUCAAGAAACUAAUCUUACAACAGAAGAGUGGAUGACGACUAUCCAAUUCUUGACGCGUACUGGACAAAAAUGCACGGAUAUUCGUCAGGAGUUUAUACUGCUAUCAGAUGUACUUGGUAUCUCUGGGCUUGUGGACGCGUUGAAUAACCCGCCGCUUGGGAAUACGACUGAGAGCAGUGUGCUGGGACCGUUUUUCACUGAGGAUGCGCAAGAUGUUGCGCUUGGAGAUUCGAUUGCUUCUGAGGGCAAAGGAGAAUACCUUUGGGUCGAAGGACGUGUUCUGGACUCAAAGGGAAAUCCAAUCCCUGAAGUUCUAAUCGAGACCUGGGAGACUGAUGCAAAUGGAUUCUACGACGUCCAAUACACAGACCGUUCGACUCCGGACUGUAGAGGCCGCCUCCGCUCGGGCAAAGACGGAAAGUUCGCCUAUCGAGCCGUUGUGCCCGUUGCGUAUCCUAUUCCUGGUGAUGGCCCUGUAGGUGAACUGCUCAACAAGUUGAAGAGACACAACAUGCGCCCGAAUCACUUGCAUAUGAUGUUCGAAAAACCUGGCUUCAAUACUUUGAUAACUGCACUUUACCCAGAAGGUGAUCCGUUGAUUUUUAGUGAUGCUGUCUUUGGCGUGAAGAAGAGCCUUACUGUCAAACUUGAAACCGUGAAAUCAGAGGAAGAAGCACGUGCCAAGGGCUUCGCGAAAGGAAGCGAGUUCAAGCUGUUGAAGCGUGAUAUCGUGAUGGCUACUGAAGAAGAGACGAAGGCGGCUAGAGCGCAACAUGCGAAAGAAUUUGGCGUGGUUGCAUGAGUGUAUUCGAUAAUCCAUGCCGACCGAAGACGUUUCUCGUCGUAAAUGCAAUCCAUGUACUGAUGAAAAAGCACAUAAUAAUUGUCAAUAUGAAUGUUGUUGGUAUGUUCGAA